Mesorhabditis belari is the source of this 1017-nucleotide messenger RNA. Lineage: Eukaryota; Metazoa; Nematoda; Chromadorea; Rhabditida; Rhabditidae. The record is from the annotation of a GenBank genome assembly.
AUGCUGGCACACAAUUUGCCUUUUUUCCUCAUUUUCGGACUCAUCGGUGGCUGUUUAAGUGAUUGUGGCUAUUCGAGUUGCGAGAGUUGUGCAGCAGCAAUUGAUGGUUGUGGUUGGUGUCUCGUUGACGCGAAAUGCUCGAAAGAGGCUGACUGCAAGAGUGAAAUCUUUCUACAGAACGAUUCCUACAAUUGCCCGCGAUCUCCAAACGCAAAUUUUCCCUUCGAUGACACGUUUGGGAGAAAGAUGGCACUUCCAUUGUUGGCGGCAACGUAUUCCCCUAAUCCGCAGCCAUGUUUGAAAAAUCAGCUCUCCACAACUUAUUUCUACAACAGUACCCUCGUCGCAUGUGAUCACUACAAUAAAAGUGAUUUCUGUUAUUCGUAUACGGCUUUCGAUCUCAGCCGAAAAGCGAUAAUGAUCGCUUUUCGCGGCACAAGCGGAAACUUUGAGACAUUCGCCGAAAUAUUGGGGAUGCUAAAGAAAAAAGACAACUUUUUGAAUAUCGGCCUAAUUUAUGACUAUUUCUUUAAUGGGUUCUUCUUUUUGUGGCGCGCCGGCUUGGAGGCGCAAGUGAUGACGCUGAGAAAAGUCUACCCAACGUACGAUGUCUAUAUCGUCGGGCAUUCACUUGGCGGAUCGUUGGCGUCUCUUUGUGCGGCGUAUCUCGUCAAACGGGGGCUUUUCGAACCGGAAAAGAUAAAAAUGAUGACAUUCGGGCAGCCGAGGACAGGCGAUGUGAGAUACGCGGAGUGGCAUGACGCUAAUAUUCCCUUCUCCUACCGUGUGGUCCACCACCUCGAUCCAAUUCCUCACAUCCCGCCACAAGAAGUCGAUCUGAUGCAUCAUCGUUUCGAAAUUUGGUACGACAAUGCGAUGACUACCGCCAACUACACAAUUUGCCCCUAUGGGGAUUUGAUCGGUCAAUGCGCGAACAGCAAGAUCAUGUGGCAAUUCGAUGACCACACGCACUACUACGAUACGGCGGUGAGCGAUUGGUGGAAAACGGAUUGCAAA